UUUAGACAUCCCCACUGCAUUUUCUCCUCAAAUACCUUACCCCAUUCAAACCCCACCUUGCUCAUUCCCUCCUCCCCCAACAUCUUUCUCUUUCUCUCUCUUCUCUCUCUCUCUCUCUGUGAGCCAUGGGAAGCCCAGAGUUUGGUGAAAUUCUACACAGAGUGAAUUUCUCAGCCCCAAGAAACUUUGCAACCUCCCUCAAAAGUGAUAUUAAGGAGACCCUGUUUCCUGAUGAUCCAUUUAGGGAAAUAAGGAAGGGAUCAGCAGGAAAAAGAACAUGGGCCACUCUUAAAUAUUUCCUCCCAAUUCUUGAAUGGGUUCCCCAUUACAGUUUUCGGACUUUUCGAUCUGAUUUCAUAGCAGGUAUCACCAUUGCCACCCUUGCUAUCCCUCAAGGGAUAAGCUAUGCUAAGCUCGCCAACAUUCCUCCCAUUAUAGGAUUAUAUUCAAGCUUUGUCCCUCCAAUUAUAUAUACGGUGUUUGGGAGCUCCAAAGUGUUGGCGGUUGGCACGGUUGCGGCCGCAUCUUUGCUGACUGCUUCGAUUGUUGGGGCUAAAGUAUCUGCGGAUGAGGAUCCUGCUUUGUAUAUUAGUUUGGUUUAUACGGCCACUUUGUUUUCUGGCCUCUUUCAACUUAUAAUGGGCUUCUUCAGGCUCGGGUUUUUGGUGGACUUCCUCUCUCAUGCAACAAUAGUGGGAUUCAUGGGGGGAGCUGCAACAAUCGUGAUUAUGCAGCAGCUGAAAGCAUAUUUAGGCCUCAAGCAUUUCACUACCAAAACAGAUCUAAUUUCCGUCAUGAAAUCGAUAUUUUCACAGAAGAAUGAGUGGAGAUGGGAGAGUGCCUUGCUAGGAGGGAUCUUCCUCUUCUUCCUUCUUCUAGCACGCUAUGUGAGUAAAAAGAGGCCACGUUUAUUUUGGAUAUCAGCAGUGACCCCUCUCCUGAGCGUCAUUAUUGCCAGUCUUUUUACUUUCCUCAUCCAUGCAGAGAACCACGGCAUUCAAAUUGUUGGCGAGUUGAAGAAAGGAUUGAAUCCGAUAUCCAUAAGCCAAUUAAACUUCUCUGAUUAUUUCCCUACAACCAUAAAAACCGGCCUAAUCACUGGAUUUUUGGCAUUAGCAGAAGGGAUUGCAGUUGGAAGGAGCUUUGCCAUGUUUAAAAAUGAUAAUAUUGAUGGGAACAAGGAGAUGAUAGCCUUCGGAAUGAUGAAUAUCGUUGGCUCUUGCACUUCUUGCUACCUGACCACAGGUCCAUUUUCAAGGUCAGCUGUGAACUUCAAUGCCGGUUGUAAGACAGCCAUGUCUAAUGUGGUUAUGUCAGUUGGCGUGAUGUUAACUCUCCUCUUUCUCACUCCUCUUUUUCACUACACCCCUCUUGUGGUCCUGGCGGCCAUCAUAACAGCAGCCAUGCUUGGCUUGAUUGAUUACCAAGCAGUUCACCAUCUCUUCACUGUCGACAAGUUUGAUUUUUGUGUGUGCAUGGCUGCCUACUUGGGUGUAAUCUUGGCUAGCAUGGAUAUUGGCCUCAUGGUAGCUGUUGGGAUUUCUAUUUGUAAGGCACUUCUUUAUGUGGCUAGGCCAGGGACUGCCAUGCUUGGGAACAUGCCAGAAACUGGAAUGUACAGGGACAUGGCGCAAUACCCUUGUGCAACUAGGGUUCCAGGAAUUCUCAUCCUCCAGUUGGGUUCUCCAAUCUACUAUGCCAAUUCUAGCUACUUGAGGGAAAGGAUCGCAAGGUGGUUCAUUGAAGAGCAAGACUACAUAUCUCAGACCAGUGGGGAAAGCGUAGAAUAUGUUGUUCUUGAUCUCAGUGGGGUCACGAGCAUCGACACCAGUGGGAUAAAUAUGCUCGACGAGGUCAGGAAGCUAUUCGAGAAAAAAGGGGUGAAGCUUGCACUAUGCAACCCCAGAGUGGAGGUGACAGACAAAUUCGUGCUCUCACAAUUUGUGGAGACAAUAGGGCCAGAAUGGCUAUUCUUGACUGUCAAGGACGCAGUGGCAACUUGUGGCUUCCUCUUGCACACAACAAAAGAAGGCAAUAAACAAAAAUUGAAUCCCAUGGCAACCGGUGGCUUUGCAAAUGAUAGUAACCAUUAGUUUUUCUUUCUUUUUUUAUGCAAUGUGUGGAUGACAAACCCUUAUUGUAUGCUAGGAAGAACCCCAUGAAUAGUUAGUAGAAUUGGAGCAUAUAUCAAAGCUUAGCUACAAAGGUGCUUAGUCAAGUGACUCCAUUGAUGAAAAACAAUUAAUAAGCUUCUUCACUAAGGGGUCGUUUGGAUACCUGGAAAUAUAUUGUUUGUGAAAUAUAUUACUGCCGUAAUACAUUACGCUAUAGAAUGCAUUACUUGCAAA
This is a messenger RNA of Amborella trichopoda, 2348 nucleotides long. Its product is annotated as sulfate transporter 3.1. Lineage: Eukaryota; Viridiplantae; Streptophyta; Magnoliopsida; Amborellales; Amborellaceae. Gene Ontology annotation, cellular component: membrane. Gene Ontology annotation, molecular function: secondary active sulfate transmembrane transporter activity. Gene Ontology annotation, biological process: sulfate transmembrane transport. The record is from RefSeq and is a predicted model, not a curated record.